Messenger RNA from Lodderomyces elongisporus, 2496 nucleotides. It is a transcript of the gene RIM20, whose product is annotated as Rim20p. Gene Ontology annotation, biological process: multivesicular body sorting pathway. The record is from RefSeq and is a predicted model, not a curated record. Gene Ontology annotation, molecular function: protein binding. The transcript has a single exon. Lineage: Eukaryota; Fungi; Ascomycota; Pichiomycetes; Serinales; Debaryomycetaceae. The coding region runs from base 1 to 2496 and encodes 831 amino acids. Gene Ontology annotation, cellular component: endosome.
AUGGCUACAAAUAACCUUCUAAAUGUUCCAUUGAGGCAUACUUCCCUGAUAGAUUUGGGUCAAGAGCUCAGUUUAGCCAUUACCGAAAAGUUUUUUCAACCACCAUCACUCUUUGAUAAAGACCUUAAUUAUUUAACAACCCUCCGUAAUGAGAUUCAAACGAUAAGCAAUAGCAAAGGAGCUGAGUUGCAUUCUUCUUCUUCUUCUUCUUCUUCCUCAUCAUCAUCAUCAUCAUCAUCAUUGACACAAUUAGAGUCUCAUUUGAAUAAACUAUUUACAUACUUUGCUUCGCUUGAGUCUAUUAGCAAAAAAUUCCCUCAAGACUCCGUACUAUUUUCUUGGACCCCUACAAUUUACAAACAAAACUCUACUCCAAUAAAUGUUGCUCUGUUCAAGUUUGAGCAACUCAAUGUCAUUUUUCAAAUAGCAUGUGUUUACUCUAUAAUGGGAUGGGCCCAAUCACGCCACUCAGAUGAAGGGUUGAAGAAAUCGUGCCAGUAUUUCCAGCAUGCAGCAGGUGCCUUUAACUUUCUUAACGAGCAAGUCCAACGUGUUACAGCCAUGAAUUUAAAGGAUCGUCCUUUUGAGCCACAAGAAGAUUGGGAUAACAAUACGAUCCUGUGUUUGGUAUAUCUUAUGCUUGCUCAGGCGCAAGAGGCUAUUUGGCAAAAGGCUAUUCAUGGAGAGACGACUAAGGACUCGAUCAUUGCAAGAUUAGCUGUUCAGACUUCAGAACUUUAUGCAGACGCGUUAAACUAUUCGCAAACGUCAAGAUACAUCAACUUGGAAUGGCAAAAUCAUAUAACUGUUAAAAAGUACCACUUUCUAGCCGCUGCCCAUUUGCGAACUAGUAAUGUGGCGCUUGACAAUUUUCAAUAUGGAGAGCAGGUGGCACAUUUGAGAGUAGCUCAAGACGCAGUGAAAGUUGCUGUGAAGCACAAAAAAUAUGUAAACAGUUUUGUUAUUGAAGAUCUCACGGGGUUGCAAGAAAUAGUUGAUGCAAAACUACGUGUGGCUGAAAAGGAUAACGAUUUGAUUUAUUUAAAGAUUGUUCCACCUGAAAACGAAUUGAAACAUAUUGCAGGUGCAUUGAUGGUGAAACCAAUUAGUCCAUCGGAAAAGUUUCAACUCGGAAAGACACAAGCGCCAGUAUUGUUUGAUGAGUUAUUACCGUAUGUAAUCAUACAUUAUGCACAAGCUUUGAGAGAAAGGCAGGAUGAUUAUGUACGAGGAAAAAUAUUUGAGCCUAUACAAGGGUUAAAUCACAUGAUGACCAAAUUUUUGAAUGAAAAAAAUCUUCCUGCAAGCAUUGAUGCGUUAGAACAACCUGAAAAUAUUCCAGACUCUAUAGUGCAUCAUUCUAGAGAUAUAAUGGAUCAUGGAGGCGUUAACUCUAUUGAGAACGAGCUUCUCAAUUUAAGCGGCUUAAGAAAAGAAUGUUUGCACCUUAUUCAAGAAUGUCAAUUGCGAGUCGAUAUGGAUAGGCAAGAAGACCUGUUGUUGAGACAAGGACACGAAAAGGAACAGGAACAGGAACAGGAACAGGAACAGGAACAAAAACCCGGCGACUUAUCCCAUUAUCAAAGACAAACCACAGAUGUAGCUGCUCGUGUACUUAUUGAAAAAAUUCACAAAAUGAGAGAGUACCUUGAUCUAGCUGUUCACGGCGAUAUACAAGUGGAACAAAAAUUCAAUAGUAUUAAGGACACUUUGGCGGUACUUAUGGGUGGAUAUGCGUCGCUUCACAAAUUUAUACCAAACUCAAACUAUGUUAAAUUGGACAAGAAUGUUGCUAAUGUGGUGGCGGAGCUUAGAACUGCAUUGAAUGACUGGGACUCUAUUGAGUCGAGCCGAUCCCAGUUUCUACAGGAUGUUGAAAUUAAAAACAGAGAUAACAACAUUUUGCCCAAACUUAUUCAAGAAUACAAGCAACGCAAGGAAGAUGCUUUAUAUGACAAUCAGGGACAAUUUCAAACGAAUGCUUUCGAACUUGUUUACGAAUCCCACUUUAAAAUGCUUGACCUGGAUAUUUCGUAUAUUCAGCAGACCAAAUUAGAACAACAACAACUUGAAUCAAGGAUUGAUACUAUCAAUACUCAAUUUAUUCAACUUUAUACCUCUACUGUCAACUCCACUCAGCAGAAAAGACAAAUGGCAAUGCAACAGUUGGACUCGGCAUAUGUAAUGUACACUGAAAUCAAGGUCAACUUAAAUGAAGGCUUGAAAUUCUACCAUGAUUUUAUCACAAGAGGAAAUAACGUGCUUCGUGAUGCUGAAGAAUAUUUAAGAAAUCGGAGAAUGGAAAGUAGAGAGUUGGAGAUGGAGAUGAAAUUGAAGAUGACUAAAAAACGUCAACAAGUAGGAAAUAAUAAUUUACAAAUCCCAGUAAGGGGCCAAAGUGACACUGCGACUAGCCGAGAGCAACCAAAGUUAGUUUCUCCUAGAGGACAAAAGUCCAAUGUUUGGGAUCCAAACUCUGGUAUCAAGUUUGGAUAA